This is a messenger RNA of Episyrphus balteatus (marmalade hoverfly), 994 nucleotides long. Its product is annotated as 18S rRNA aminocarboxypropyltransferase. The transcript has a single exon. Bases 101 to 898 code for a protein of 265 amino acids. Gene Ontology annotation, biological process: maturation of SSU-rRNA. Lineage: Eukaryota; Metazoa; Arthropoda; Insecta; Diptera; Syrphidae. Gene Ontology annotation, molecular function: rRNA small subunit aminocarboxypropyltransferase activity. The record is from RefSeq and is a predicted model, not a curated record.
AAAACUUUUCUAACCUCAAAGCUUCAACCAAAACGAAGUUAAAUUUUAUAAACCAUUUUGCACAAUUUCUUUAAAAAAAACGUAAAUAAAAAUAAACCAAAUGAGUGGAAGAAAUAAACAUAAGCCCAGUGGCAGCAAUCGACAUUUCCGGAAUGGUAAACAAAAGAAAAAUUGCGAUCGUAAAUUUGCCCAACAUGCAAACGAACUCUCGCAGCAUCAUACCAAAAACAGCAGCAACGAAAGUGAUGACAGCGAUGCCUCAUCCUCUUCAGGUAGUUCAACGAACUUGGACAAGCAUGGAGAUCCACCAUCAUUUCCCGUUGCAAUGUGGGACCUUAAUCAUUGCGAUCCAAAAAAGUGUUCAGGAAGAAAACUAUCACGUUUAGGUAUAAUUGACAACUUACGUUUAGGACAAAGAUUUCCUGGAGUUGUCUUAACUCCUGUCGGCACCAAUUGUGUCAGUCCACUCGACAGAGAUGUUGUCUCAGCAAAUGGAUUGGCUGUAGUCGAUUGUUCUUGGGCUAAGCUAGAUGAAACUCCAUUUGGAAAAAUGAAAAGUCCUCAUCCAAGAUUGUUGCCUUUUUUAGUUGCUGCCAAUCCAAUUAAUUAUGGAAAACCAUGUAAGCUAAGUUGUGUGGAAGCUAUUGCAGCCACUUUGUAUAUAACUGGAUUCAAACAAGAAGCUCAUUGGUAUAUGGGAAAAUUUUCAUGGGGACACUCGUUUAUUGAAUUAAAUGAAACACUUUUGGACAAAUAUGCCGAAUGCAAAAGUAGCGAAGAGGUUUUAAAAGUUCAAAACGAAUACAUUGAACAAGAACAAAAGUUGAGAGAUCAGCCAAAGGAUUAUAAGGAAUUCUUUCCAUCAUCGAGCAGUAGUAGCAGUGAUGACGACGAAUAAGUUUGGGGUUAUUUGGCCUACAUUGCUCAGAACAAUAGAGUAAUGGUACCUACAUAGUUUUAACUUUUAUGAUUUGUAUAAAUUGUUUAUAAUUUA